Messenger RNA from Fundulus heteroclitus (mummichog), 2455 nucleotides. RefSeq names its product transketolase. The record is from RefSeq and is a predicted model, not a curated record. Lineage: Eukaryota; Metazoa; Chordata; Actinopteri; Cyprinodontiformes; Fundulidae. Gene Ontology annotation, biological process: pentose-phosphate shunt, non-oxidative branch; ribose phosphate biosynthetic process. The coding region runs from base 198 to 2084 and encodes 628 amino acids. Gene Ontology annotation, molecular function: thiamine pyrophosphate binding; transketolase activity. The transcript is spliced from 14 exons. Gene Ontology annotation, cellular component: endoplasmic reticulum membrane; extracellular exosome.
UGACUCCCUCACGCUGCACAGCGCUGCCUCCCUUUAACCCCUGCCAUCGUCCUCUGCGCACACAUCUUCUAUUUUUUAUUCUCCUGAACAUCGGACCGGCAGCUUUUAACUCUUUCCAGACUUUCAUCCCCGCUUGUGUGUUGCAGCUCUUCCUCUGCUUUUUUUGUGUUGGUUUUCUUCUUUACCGCGUCGGACAGAUGGAGGACUACCACAAACCGGACCAGCAGACGCUGCAGGCGCUCCGGAACAUCGCCGCCCGGCUCCGGAUCAACUCCAUCAAGGCGACGACCGCAGCAGGCAGCGGCCAUCCCACGUCAUGCUGCAGCGUGGCAGAGAUCAUGUCCGUGCUCUUCUUUCACUCCAUGAAAUAUCGACCCGAAGACCCCCGUAACCCCAACAAUGAUCGGUUCAUCCUCUCCAAGGGCCAUGCAGCUCCUGUGCUGUAUGCCGUCUGGGCAGAGGUCGGCUACCUGAAGGAGAAUGAGCUUCUUAAUCUCCGUAAAGUCGACUCCAUCCUGGAAGGACACCCCGUGCCGAAGCAGCAGUUUGUGGAUGUGGCCACUGGGUCUCUGGGUCAGGGUCUGGGAGCCGCCUGUGGAAUGGCCUACACCGGAAAAUACUUUGACAAGGCCAGCUAUCGGGUGUUCUGCCUGCUGGGCGAUGGAGAGCUGUCAGAGGGUGCGGUGUGGGAAGCCAUGGCCUUCGCCUCCUACUAUCAGCUGGACAACCUGGUGGCCAUAUUGGACAUUAACCGGCUGGGCCAGAGCGACCCGACCCCGCUGCAGCACCAUGUGGAGAAGUAUCAGCGACGCUGUGAGGCCUUUGGCUGGCAUUCCAUCAUCGUGGACGGUCACAGCGUGGAGGAGCUGUGUAAGGUGCUGAGUCAACCCCGCCAUCAGCCUUUCGCCAUCAUAGCCAAGACCAUCAAGGGCAAGGGCAUCCCAGCGGCUGAGGACAAGAUGGGCUGGCACGGAAAGCCUCUGCCCAAAGACAUGUCGGAGAGCGUGAUCAGGGAGCUUCAGAGCCGCAUCACCAGCUGCAACAAGCGCCUCUACCCCGCUCCGCCCAACGAGGACGCAUCGUCCGUCAGCCUCCGCAACAUCCGCAUGCCCAGCGCGCCCAACUACAAACCCGGAGACAAGAUUGCGACAAGAAAGGCUUACGGCGUGGCCCUGGCCAAACUGGGCCGCUACAACGAACGGGUGGUCGUCCUCGAUGGAGACACUAAGAACUCCACCUUCUCCGAGCUCUUCAGAAAUGAGCACCCCAACCGCUACGUGGAGUGCUACAUUGCAGAGCAGAACAUGGUGAGCGUGGCGGUCGGCUGUGCUGUCCGGGACCGCAACGUGGCGUUCGCCAGCACCUUCGCCACAUUCUUCACCCGAGCCUACGACCAGCUCCGCAUGGCCGCCAUCUCCGAGAGCAACAUCAACCUCUGUGGCUCCCACUGUGGCGUUUCCAUCGGUGAAGACGGUCCCUCUCAGAUGGGCCUGGAGGACCUGGCCAUGUUUAGAGCCAUUCCCAAUUCGACCAUCUUCUACCCAAGCGACGGGGUCUCCACGGAGAAGGCUGUGGAGCUUGCUGCCGUCACUAAGGGUUUGUGCUUCAUCCGAACAAGUCGCCCAGAAAACAACAUUAUUUACAACUGCAAUGAAGACUUCCAUGUUGGUCAGGCUAAGGUUGUGUAUAAAACCAAUGAUGAUCAUGUAACGGUGGUUGGAGCAGGAGUGACCCUCCACGAGGCUCUGGCUGCAGCGGAAAUGCUGAAAAAAGAAAGAAUCAACAUUCGUGUGAUUGACCCGUUCACCAUCAAACCACUGGACUCCAAGACUAUCAUCGACAGCGGCAGGGCCACCAAAGGACGCAUCGUCACAGUGGAAGACCACUACUAUGAAGGUGGGCUCGGGGAGGCCGUGUGCUCGGCGGUGGUGAACGAGGCCGGCUUCACCGUACACCGCCUGGCGGUUUCCCAGGUGCCCCGCAGCGGCAAACCCCACGAGCUGCUGCGGGUCUUUGGCAUCGACCGCGACGCCGUCGUCCAGGCGGUGCGCAAGAUGCUCAGCAGCUCUGCCAACGCCAAGUAAGGACCGGGGGCCGAGGAGAGGCGGGGCGGCUGGAGCGACGUGGCAACCGGCGCUCCUGUGAACCUGCGAUCACCAUGGAAACAACAAACAAACCCACACCGGAGGACGGGGUGGGGCCCUCGGGGUCUCACCUGAGAGCAAACAUAAGGUUCUGUCAGCAAUCAGGUCCGCUGCAGACCUUUGACCCAUCGGUGGGAGUCCGGCAAACGUCCCCCCCUCCUCUUCACUCACAGAUAUUCACUCCUUCACCCCGUAGCUCCCUUCUACCUCUACAAUGGAAGUGCUGGUGCUGCUGCAGUGUUUCGGUAACAAGCGGUCCUGUGUUUUUAUACUGUACAUUGUGUCUGUGGAGCCGCUCCCCCCCCCCCCCC